AUGGCGGUAGUAGAAUCAGCAGAUAAGGCAGAUGCCUUUAAAGAAGAAGCCAACAAAUUCUUUAAGGACGGAGAUUACGAUAAAGCUAUCGAAAAGUACACUGAAGCUCUUGCCGUCAAGGAGUCAGCGGUAUACUUUUCGAACCGCAGUCUAGCUUACCUUCGUACUGAAUGUUUUGGUUACGCUCUCGAAGAUGCUUCGAAGGCGAUUGCUCUAGACAAUUCUUACAUUAAGGGAUAUUAUCGUAGGGCCAUGGUUUAUAUGGCAUUGGAAAAGUUCAAAGAGGCUCUGCAGGAUUUAGAAACAGUACGUUUAUCCAUUGUCUGCGACACGCUUUAUUUUGAACUUCAUAUCCCAUUCCCUUUCUCGCACAUGCCUUUGGAUUUUAUCCCGGUAUUUGAGGUACUUAUAAAUAUUUGCGCCUAA
Dicrocoelium dendriticum is the source of this 426-nucleotide messenger RNA. The record is from the annotation of a GenBank genome assembly. NCBI's taxonomy places the organism in Eukaryota, Metazoa, Platyhelminthes, Trematoda, Plagiorchiida, Dicrocoeliidae.